Messenger RNA from Misgurnus anguillicaudatus (oriental weatherfish), 723 nucleotides. It is a transcript of the gene prlh2, whose product is annotated as prolactin releasing hormone 2. The record is from RefSeq and is a predicted model, not a curated record. Lineage: Eukaryota; Metazoa; Chordata; Actinopteri; Cypriniformes; Cobitidae. Gene Ontology annotation, molecular function: hormone activity.
UAUAUGGGGGGAUGUCCUGCGAUGUUGACGCGAUCUAAUCGAUUUUGUGACAGACUCCUUACGAUAUAUAAGCAUGACAUCUUCAUUUCUAAAUGACUGAGACUGAAGAAGGAACUCACAGACACCUGUUACUGAACAUCAAGCGUCCAAAGACACAUUGCCCUGUAUCCAGAGCCAGCAUGCUGCCUGACGCGUUAUCUCAGCCGGUAACAAAGUGCCUGAUUCCGUCGCGUUUGGGAAGCGUCGCGUUCCUGGUGCUGCUCAUUCUGUCCACGACUGCGUCCUAUGCACAUGGCACCACAGUAGAGCACGACCUCCACAUCGUCCACAACGUCGAUAACAGAAGUCCUGAGAUUGACCCAUUCUGGUAUGUUGGGCGUGGUGUGAGACCCAUCGGGCGAUUUGGGAAGAGGCAGAGUGCAGGCGGUCUACAACCUGUGGUCAAGUCUCUGGAGCUCCUAUUAAACACUCUCAGGAAUAAAGAGAGUUUGCGUAGUGUACUGGCACAGGAUGAUUCAGACUGGUUACCAUAACAUCCACAUGCCUUCAUCUGCCCGCUGUCUGUAAUUAUUGAAGUGUAUUAGUGUUCAACUGAUCCGUUUUCUCAUAUUCUUUAUGACUUUGUCUCCCACAACAUUUAUUUCACAUAAAAUGACUGGCAAACGAAUAUAUCUGUACAUAUAACAAAUGCAAUCUAUAUUAAUAAAUAAACUGACAAAUGUA